This is a messenger RNA of Archocentrus centrarchus (flier cichlid), 2007 nucleotides long. RefSeq names its product ring finger protein 8, E3 ubiquitin protein ligase (gene rnf8). Gene Ontology annotation, cellular component: ubiquitin ligase complex; nucleus; site of double-strand break. The transcript is spliced from 11 exons. The coding region runs from base 197 to 1813 and encodes 538 amino acids. The record is from RefSeq and is a predicted model, not a curated record. Gene Ontology annotation, biological process: protein K48-linked ubiquitination; double-strand break repair; ubiquitin-dependent protein catabolic process. Gene Ontology annotation, molecular function: ubiquitin protein ligase activity; histone binding. NCBI's taxonomy places the organism in Eukaryota, Metazoa, Chordata, Actinopteri, Cichliformes, Cichlidae.
AUUAUUAGAACUUCCCACUUAUCUGACUACAAACAUGAUCAGGUCUUGCAAUCUUCAUGAUCUCUCAGGAGUUCCAUACAAAGUUUGUUCCUAGACUCAGAACAGAGCUGGUCUGUAGGGAUGGGGCCGAAACGCUGAAACAGCGCAGCCGGUGGUGUGUUUUCGGGGGAGUUGGUCGCUGACAGCAUGAGAUAAGAUGGAUAAAAAGACGGCGACGGAUUGUUGUGAGGCUGAAGACGAUGAAUGUCCGGACUCGGAAGUUUUCUGUUUGAUGAGAGUCGGGAAGAACUUAGACUGGCUUCGCCUGGUCGAAAACACAGAGAUCACCAUUGGACGUGGUGUGGAUGUAACCUACCAGCUGCUGUCUCCGACCUGUCCCCUGAUGAUUUCCAGACUGCACUGCACUUUCAGGCAAAGUGAAGACGGCCACUGGACGGUGACAGACAAGAAGAGUCUCAAUGGUGUGUGGGUAAAUGGAAAUCGCCUGCCAGCCGAUGAAGCCCAUCAGCUCAGGCUUGGAGACUCCAUACAGCUUGGAGUUCCUGUAAUUGGAAACAAAGCGGAGUUUGACUACAUCCUCGUCCAGCGGCCCCUCAGAGACAUUAAACUGUACCUGGCAAAGAGACAGAGAGUGAGCUCUAAAUCAGCCCACGUAUCCAAGAAGCCCAAGAGGAAAUUGACCGUGGAAGAAGUGGAGCCGUCUACCUCGAAGCCCAAGCUCUAUCGCUGCUCUUCUGCAGACAAGUCCUUUGCAGCGCCCUGCCCUUUAUCUCCACUGAAAGGUCAGCAGGAACUCAGUCGCGCACAGCCAGCGGGAACUGGACCUGGGAGAGAAGUCCAACAGGUAGAACAGCCCUCAGAUUGCUCCAGCACGACAUGUGACCUGGACAACUUGCAAAUGUACAGUCAGAACAUUCUGCUCUUAAGGGAGCAGGUGGAUGACACCCAGAGGCAGGUUGCUUCCCUGGAGGGGGAGCCCCAACAGGCUGACCCACUCAGAGGGGAGCAGGUCAGGGAGCUGCGGGGUCAGCUAGAUGCACUCAGAGCUAAAAUGCACAGGAUGGAGACAUUAGAGAAGUCUUUCAGUGAGAGCAAGAGGCAGCUAGAGGAACAGAAAACGCAGCAACAGGAGGAGCUUCUAAAAAAGCAGCUUGAAGAGGCCCUGCACGAACAAAAGAAAGUGAUAGACGAACUUGCGCUCUCCCGACAAGGCUUUGAAGAGAUUCUCUUAGCCAAAAAUAAAGAGCUGGAGGUGACAAAGGAGGAAAAGGAAAAGGCAAGGGCCCAGAAAGAGGAGGUAGUUACACAAGUGACUGAAGUGUUGGAGAACGAGCUUCAGUGCAUCAUCUGCUCAGAGCUCUUCAUCGAGGCGGUCAUCCUGAACUGCGCUCAUAGUUUCUGCUGUUACUGCAUCAAGCAGUGGCGCAAAAAGAAAGAUGAGUGUCCCAUCUGCCGGCAAGCCAUUCAGUCUCAGACCCGCUGUUUGGCGCUGGACAACUGCAUCGACCGUAUGGUGGAAAACCUGAGCCUGGACAUGAAGGCGAGGCGGCAGACCCUCAUCACUGAGAGGAAAGAUAAGCAAGUUCUUGACCAUCACGUCAUCAGAUCAGCAGCUGACUCUGUAGAGGUGAUGGUGAUCCACGAUGACGACAGCAGCAGGAGCAGCGACAGCGGCAGCGACGGCAGCAUGGUGUCCGUAGAUAGCAACCUCAGCUCCGUGUUCUCUGUGGACACGGACAGCAGCAUCCAUUUGGAGUCGAGCUCUCUGUACAGCGGAUACUCUGAUGACAGUUCAGAUGAAGAUGAGGAUUAGCCCCGUUUCUCCUCUGGGCUGUAAUGUGAAUUAGACUUUUUUUGCUGUUGAGUUUUGCCUUUCCGUGGAAUGUUCUCGGGACAUUUAGGAUAGAGUAUGCAAAGUUCAAUCUCAUCAUGAGUCCAGUGAGGUUUAUAUUUGUCUCGCUCUCUUUUGUUUUUGUAAAAUAAUCAUUUGUGGUGUUGUCUUUCCUU